AUGAACUUAUUAUUAUUACAGUUUUCAAAUUUAGUAUUUAUUGCUUUUGGACAAUACUCUAGGUAAUAUUUUUGAUAAAUAGAGUUUAGUUAGAAGGUGGAGAUUGGUUGCCUUAAAUAACUAGACACAGGAUCCGGAUGUUAAGAACUAUGUGUUUUAGGUGUAGAAGAUUGCAGUACUAAUCCUCCAAAAUGCGAGUAUGGUUACUUUUUAUUUACAUUGGGAUCUUCAGAUACUAAGCCACCAGAAUGUGUUUAAUGGUAAAUUAGUAAUAAAUAUCAUAGCCCUUAUUAUGAGGUUAAUAUCAAUUCAGAUUUAGUAAAUUAUUGUAUGGAUUGCUUUGAAGAUCCUUAUGGUUGGGAAUUCAGUAGGAAAUGUACUUAUGAUUAUGAAGUUGGUAAUGGUAAAAUUGGAUAAGGAACUUAUCAAAAAAUUGAAAGAGAUUAUCCUGAAUUAUUUUUUGUUGGUAAUUCAAUAAAAUUAGGAACCUGGUCUGAAACGGUGACAAGAUCAAGACAAAUGAAAUAUGCUGUCUAUAUAUGUACAGGAUGCAAAGAUUUCUGCAAAACUCCUGAUGAAAGUUCAUGCUAUGGAUUCGACCAUGAUUACAAGAAAGUUGACUAUGAUAAGAUUGGGAUAGAAUGUAUUGAGGGAUAUUAUUUUAAGAUGAAUAAAUGUGAAAGUUGCUCAAUUAAAUAUUGCAGUAAAUGCAGUAGCAUUAUUGGGUCUGGUAUUACUGAUAACUGUGAAUAAUGUUAGGAUGGUUAUAGAUGGAGUUCCUUAACUAAAAGUUGUGUUAAAUGUACUAACAAUUGUAGUCUAUGCAUCACAGAAAGUGAAUAUAACGUAGAAUAUUAAAAAUGUAAAGCUUGUUAAAGUGGAUAUAUUCCCAGUUUGGAUUUGAAGACUUGUGAAGGAUGUGAAGCAAAUUGUUUAAGAUGUGAAUAUGUUUCAAAAACUGAAACUACUAGUAUAAAAUAUCCAUCAAGAUCUUAUUUACAAGUCAAUGACAAAGAUAAGUAUGUUAAAAUGUGUAGAUAAUGUUAAUAAAGUAAUGAUAUCAUAAAUUAUGAUGGUUAAUCAUGUGUACCUACUUAGAUAAGUAAUUGUGAUAUUGGAUAUUAUAAAAUAACUCUUAAAGAAUCUGCAUUUAUGACAAGAAAUUCUAUUGAUCUUGAUUUCACACCAUAUGAUAGGGAUACAGAUUUAGAUCCUGUAAGUAUGUGUUUAUAUUGUAAAACUGAUUUUGUGUUAUCAGAAGAUGGUACUUCUUGUACUGCUGCUAUUGCUGCCAAAAAAAUAUCUAAUUGCAUAGCUCAUUAAUUUAGUGGUACUAAUUAUAUAUGCAUUAAAUGUUCAUCAGUAUUAAAUUAAUAAUAUAAUAUAGGGAUAUUCUUUAGAUACUAAACAAGGAUAAUGUUUUUUAGGAUGUAGUGAUUAAAUAGAUAAUUGUGCUUACUGUUAUUCAUAUGACAGUCCUAGUGAUGAUAUUGUAACAUAUUAUGAUGAAUCUGGUACUCAAAAAACAGGAGAUACUUAAAAAGUUUAUGCUUGUUUAAUUUGUGAUGAAGGUUAUUAUGCUGAUUUCUUUACAAAUUCUUGUUUACCUUGUCCAUCUUAUUGUUCUACUUGCUCAUAAUAUAACAAAGAUUAUAAUUUUACUAGUUAUAUAUAAUAGAGAGUUAUUGUAGACUCAUUCAAAAAGUCUAAGUACUUAACUACUAUGCUUGAAGAACCGUUUUGUUCAUUAUGUACUACUGGAUUUUCAAAAUAUGGAAAUUCUUGUGUAGGUUGUACUAAAAAUUGUGUCAUUUCAAAUCCUAGUUAAGUUGCAAAUAAUCCAUUGUCUUUCUUAUUGAAUGCUUGUGAAUAUCAAAGGAAUGGAGCUUUUUGUGGACAAUGUUUCAAUUAUUAUAGAGAUAGAUCUUUAAAUUCUGAAUUGACAGAAUGUCAAACUUGUCCUUAUAGAUGUACAGCUUGCAGAGAUAGGACUUAAGAUGAACUUAAUAGAGUUAAUUAUUAUUUUUCACCUUCAAACUCUAUAUUGUUAAAAUAUAGUAGAUUGUGUUAUGCUUUUGAUGAAAAUAUACCAUACAGUUAUAAUGUAGCAUAUGAUACUUAUUUAAAUAUGCCAAUUGAAUGUUUUUAAUUAAAUCUAUAAACUGGAAAAUGCGUUUAAAAUGCUCAAAUAGAUAUAUAGUUGUAUUGUUAAAGUGAUGAAUAUUUAUCAGAGUAUAAUAAUGUUUUAAAUGCAGAUAGAAAGAAUUAUAUAUAUAGUUUAAGUUAUUUCUAUACUACAUCAACAUCAUCAAAUUAUGCCACUAAUAUUACAUUGGAUAGUGUAGAGACUUUGACCUUUUAUAAGUCAUUAAAUAUAAAUGUUGUAACUACUCUAGUUUUAAAUGUAUAUUUAAAGAGUGGAAAAAAAGAAUGUAAUUUUGAGAAAAGUACUAAUUUUCUAUUUUAAUUCCAAAGGAAUGCUUUUUCUAUUCGAUUCUUCCAUGUUAAUAUUAUUGGACAAACAGAUUCUAAUUAAUCUCCACUAGUUUUAUAUCUUGAUGGUAUAUUAAGUAUUCCAUGGUCAGAUUAUUUGACUAUUAAAGGAAUUGAAAUUAAAGCUUUAACUACUAAUAGUACAUAUCCUUAUACAGGUUUGAAUAUUUCUUAAAAUGUAAAAACAAAAUUGAGUUUGGAAAACUUUAAAUUUACAAAAAUACAUUCAAGUACAAAAAUGGUAUUUUUGGCAGAAAAUAUUGAUAAAAUUAAUUGGAAAAAAGUUGAAUUUAGUGGUUUAAAAUCAGAUGAUAUUUUUUCACUUCCAUAUCCUUUAGAAAAUAUUGAUACUGUUUCUUAUAUUUUUGAUGAUGUUACAUUUUAUUAAUGUAAUUUUGAAAAUGCUAUUCUAUUUUCACCUAAUUCAAAUUCUAAUGUUAAAUCUAUUAAAUAGAGUAUUGGAACUUUAGGAAUGACAUUCCAAAAAUGUAAAUUAACAAAUACUGUCAUUUUUGGUGAAAAAGAAGGUUCAGCUAUAAAUAGUGGAAUAAUUAAUUUUGGAAAAGUAGUAUUUAAAUUUACUACAUUUACAAAUAGUUGGUUUGUAAAUUUAAAAUCAUAAAAUAAAACUAUUAUAAAUAAUUUAGAUAUAAUUAGAUGUAAUUUUACUGAAGGUUCAAAAUUAGUUUAAUCUAAUUCAUUUUAUUUGAAAAAUAUUUAUUCAUUAAAUAGUUCAUUUUAUACAGAAAGUCGAUUAUUUUAGAAUAGUUAUAAAGUAAUAGAUGAAUUAUAAGCAUCAAUAGCUUUAUAAUAAUAUACAUUUAACAAUGUUAAAAUAAUUAAAUCUUUAUGUUUAACUCCUGUUUGUUUUAUUAAAAUCUCAACUCCAAUUAAUAAUUAUCAAUAUUAGACAAAUAUAUCUUUGAGUGAUUUUUAUAUCGAAUAAACAAAUUCAAUGAAAUUAACAGAUAAGGAAUCAAAUUCAGUAUUUUCAGCAUUAAUUUUAUUAACUUCAGUUUAAAAAAUACAAAUUUCUAAUUUCUAAUCUUUAGACAAUCUUGGUAUAACUUAAAUAGCAGUUAAUAAAAUUUAAUCCUUUUAAUUAAUUGAUGGAGUAUAUGAUUGGAGUUAAAGUUAAUAUUAUAAUUCAUAAUUAAAUCCAACAAAUAAUAAGAUACCAACUAGUAAAGAAUGUGCUGAUAGAAAAACUGAAUUUAAAAGUUAUAAUGAACAUUUCUUAUAUAUUUCAGAUUUUGAAAUAGGAGUAAUGAUUGAAAAUGUAGUUAUGAGAAGAUUAUUAUCUAUAGAUACAAACUUUAUUUAAAUUAAAUCUUGGGAUGUUGAACAAUUUAAUACAACAAGUGAUGUAGUAAAUUAAGAUGAAGGUUUAUUUUAUCAUAAUACAACUCGUGAAAUACUCAAACUAAAAAAUAUUAAAGUAAUAGGAAAUUCUUUAGUUAUUACAGAAUCAGGAACAGCUAUUGGUUCAAUUUAUAUCCAAUCUGAAUAAGAUUAAGAUAUUAUUAUAGAAGAUUGUGAAUUCUCACAUAACCAUUUACACUCUUUAAUUAGUGAUUAAUUAACUCCAUCUUCUCCAGUUUUCAUCAUUUAAGCUCCUUUAUCUUUUCUUACUAUUAAAAAUAGUAUCUUUAAUAAUAAUAGAGCUACUAGAGUACAUAAUAGUGUAAUUUAUAUUGUAACAUAUUCUAUUGAAAUAUUCAAUUCCAAAUUUGAAAAUACAAAUAUUAGACAAAAAGAUUGGGUUUAUAGAUUGGAAGAAUAAUAAAUUGUAAAUUCUACUUCUAUUUAAAAAGAUGAGGAUUAUAUAAUUACAAUUCUUGAAUAAUUUUUUCCUAUUUAUAGUUAAGGAGGCAAUAUGUAUAUAAAAUCAGAUACUACUAAAAUUGAAAAUUCGCUUUUCGAUAAAGGUUAAGCAAUUAGAGGUUCAGGAUUAGUUAUAGAGACAAUUGAUAGUGGAAUCAUUUCUAUAAUUAAUACUCAAUUUACAAGACAAUAUAAUAGUUUAUUAAAUUAAUAUUCAUCAAAUGGAGGAUGUUUAUAUGUAGAUUCCUCUAACUCUAAAUUAUAAUUAAAUAUUGACUAAGUCAUAAUGUCAGAAUGUGUAACUAGAUUAGAUGGAGGGUGUUUAUAUUUAGAUCCUUCAACCUAUCAAUCCUCAGUUACAAUUAGUAAUUCAAAAUUUAACAACUGCAUGGGACUUAAAACAUCUGCCUUAUAUAUGCCAUUUUCUACUUCUUCUCCAAUACUACCAAGUGUUAGUAUAACUUCAUCAUCUUUUUCUUAGAAUAAUAUGAUUAAUUUCUUAAGAAAUAUUCCUGAUUUAACUUCCAUUGAUAAUGAAUAUUUAUAUACAAAAUCCUCUAUUUUAUAUUAGAGUUAUGGACGCUUUACACUAAGUUCUUCAAUAUUUAAAGAAUUUAAUUAUGUAGCUGUUAUGAAUUUAGAAGAGAUGGUUGAAGUUGAAAUAAAUGAUGUAACAGUUACAAAUAAUGUCAUUUUUAUAAACAGUAUAAUUUCUAUAACUUUAUAUGAAAUUUCAGGAGUAAUCACAUUAACAUCAACUAAGAUUUUAAGUCAUUCUUAAUAUGAUCCUCCUUCAUCUAAUAAAUGUGUAAAUAUAAAUGACUAUUAUGUAAAUUAUGAAUCUAAAAAUAUUUUAUAUGAACAAACUUGUUCAGCUGUGGAUUUUUUGGAUUCAAAUUUUAGAUCAGAUGGUUUGCCCACAAUUAUCAAUUAAAUUGGUGAUAAUAAUUAUCCAAUAUAUUUCUCUAGUUUAGAUGAUUUUUAUAAAGCUUUAACUGAUGUAUUAAAAUAUAAAGUAGAUAAAUCAAAUUAUAAUUUAUAAUUCUAACAUACAAUUUUAGAUAAUAUUAGAUUAAAUUUAGAUUUUCCAAUUUUUAUAACUUUUCCAAAUGAAGAAAACUCUAUUUUUAUUGGUUGCUAUUUAUCUACUCUUCUAGAAGGUUACACAGAUUUAUUUUCAUCUAUAACAACGGGUCUAUUUAAAUUAAAUUCAGUUACAUCAAAUUAAUAUUUAACUAUUGAAUAAAUUACAGUAGAAAAUAAUAAAUGUUUAAGAUGUAAAAAUGGAUUAAUUUAAGUCUUAAAAAUUCAUUAGGAAACAUAUCCUGUAAUUGAAAUUAAUGAUUUUCUAUGUCUAUCUAAUCAUGCUGGUUAUUAUGGUUGUUUAGUACUAACUUAUGAUAAUGAACUAAGUGAAGUUGAAUAAUCAAUACCAUUAACUGAUUAUGAAUUAUCUAAUUCUAGAAGAAUUCUAAGUGUUGUAGAUGAUUUGCUUAAAUAAAAAAAUGUGAUCAUCAUAUCAAGAUCAUAAUUUAUUGGAAACUCAGCUAAAGUUGGUGGAGGUUUAACAAUAAUAGGUUUGGAUGCUUUAAUAAUUCACUCAGAAUUUACUGAUAAUUAUGCUAGUUUAAUGGGAGGAGCACUCUAUUAUAAAAGUGUUGUCUAUAAAACUGGUUCUACUAUAUUAAAUAUUGCUGAUAAUACUGUAGAAGGAAAUGUAGCUUAAUUGGCUGGAGGUAUGUUUAUUUCAGGUGGUUCAAUUGGAAAUGUAUCUUCUAUUGAAGUUUUCUUUUAAAAUAAUGAAGGAAUAUUAAGAGGAGAUAAUCUUGAAGAAUAUCCUUAAAGUUUAACCUUAUCAAUGAAGAGUAAUGAGCUUAUGAAAACAAUUACUUUUGAGGAUUAUGAUGGUGAUGUCAAUGAAGAUGGAUUUAUUGAUAGUUCUAAAAGCACAAUCAUUGAUAUCAUCUCUUUGGAUCCAUAUCAAUUAUUCAAUUAUAAAAAUACUACAACUUAUUUAUUAUUACCAUCAGGUUAAGCUAUUAAUACAUAUAAAUAUUAUUACUCAGAUACUGAUGAAUAAGUACCAUAUGAUUGGUAAUUUAGAAUUAUUAAUUUGGAUAGAUAUAAAUAACCUAUGUCAAAUAUUCAUUCAACAGAAUCAUGUACUUUAACAGGUAGAAUUAUGGAUAUUGAUAAUUAUAAUACAAGUAAAGAAUUUUUAUCAAACUUUACAAAUUAAUAAAUAUUCUAUUAUGACUAAAAAGCAGGAGCUUUUGAUUUAGAUUCUUUAAUAGUUACUUUUGAUCCUUAUUUAGAAGAUAACCUAUAUUUGCAAUUAAGAUGUAUAUAUAUUAUUUUCUAUUAUUUUUAGUUGAAUGUACAACUAUUAAAAUUCCUGUUUAUGAAACUGUAUCACCAUUCAAAAUAUUAUCAUAUAAUCAAAAUUAUGCUCUUUAUGUUAAUGUUAAAACUUUGCCUUGCUAAUUGGGAGAAGCCUAUUAAUUAUAAAAAUGCAAAGCUUGUACAAAGAGUGAUAAAACAUAUUCUGUUAAUGAAAAAUAAACUUAAUGUUAAGCUAUGGAUAGUACUACUAUGGAUGAUGUAAGUCCUGUAGGUAUUAAAUUAAAAGAAGGCUAUUGGAGACCAGAAUUUGAUAGUGAAAUAAUUACAUAUUGUUUGAAUUUACCUUAAAAUUGUAAUGGUGGUUGGAAACCUGGUAAUCCUUCAUGUUAUACUGGCCAUAUGGGAGCAUUAUGUGAAUCUUGUGAUAUUUAUGGUGUUAGAGAUGAAUUUUAUUCCACUUCAGCCAAAUAUAAAUGUGGUCCUUGUGCUGAUACAUUAACUGUUAAUGCCAUUGUAAUUACAGCCUUAUCAUUUGUCACUCUAUUCUCAAUGAUUUUAUCUGUUAAAGGUAAUUACUAAAUGCUUGAAGAUUUUGUUAAAACUUAGAAUAGGAUUGCUAUGGGUAUUUUAGUAUCUCCAUCUCAAAGUAAUCUAGCAAUUCUUAUUAAAUUAUUUACAAACUAUUUUUAAAUUCUCUCUGCUAUAUCAACAUUCCAAAUAAACUUAAGUGAAGGUAUUACAAAUGCUACUUAAGUUAUGGGAAAUCCAACUCAAUCUAUGGCUUACUCUCUUGAUUGCUUUUUAGUUACUAUGACUAGUAUUGAAAUAUUAUACUUUAGACUUAUUUGGGCAUUACUUAUGCCUAUAAUUUACUUAGCUGUAUUUCUAUUUGGGUAUUUUUUGGCAGUUUUACUUAAAAAAGUAGAUUUUAAAGAAGGUAUUAUAUAUACUGCCUUUAUUUAUAUGUUUUUAUAUCUAUAACCUACAUUAGUUGGAGGAUUUAUUGCAUUAGCAUCUUCCAGAGAAAUAGGAGGUUUUGGAUGGGUUUAAGCAGAUGUAUUAUAUUAAUAUGAUACUGAUACUCAUUAUAUUUGGCUAGCUGGAUUUGUUGCUCCUAUGCUUAUAUGUUGGGCAUUUCUAUUUCCUUGUAUCUUUAUGUAUUUAGUAUACAAGUUAAGAAAUAAAUUGGAUGACUUUGAUAGUAGAAAAAAGUUAGGUUACUUUUAUAAUGAAUACACAAAGGAAGGUUAUCUUUGGGAAUUUGUAAAAAUAUUUGAAAAAGAGUUAAUCAUAAUUUUCCUAACAUUUUAUGAAGAUAGAGUUGUUGUUAAAGGAUUAAUUAUAUUUUUAAUUGUAUUCUUUUAUGGAGGAUUUACAAUUAAAUUCCAACCUUAUUCAAGCAAAAGACUCAAUUUUAUAGAUAGAUUAUCUACAGCUAUAUGUGCAGCUUCUCUAUGUUUGGGUGUUUUAAUUUAUUCUGCAAUUAAAGAAGAUCUAGUUUAUUUAGAAAUUAUUAUGAUUAUCAUUGUUGGUCUUAUUAAUUUUGCUUUUAUUCUUCUUAUGGUUUAUUAUUUAUUUGAAGGAUAUUUGAUUAAAUUCUAACCUUAACUUGAUAAAAUAAGAGAUGAAUUAAGAAUUCACCAUCCAGAGAUUUAAGAAAAAUAUCCUUGGAGUAGAAAAAUGCUGUUUAAUUAAGCAAAAAUGAAUGAAAAAGUUAAAAAAUUAUGGGCUACUUUGAGAUAUUAAACAAGAAGAGGAAUUCAAAGGAGAAGGAAAGAUCCAUAAGCACCUUUAUUUGUUAAUGAAAAUAGUGAUUAACCUGUAUUAAUGCCCUUCUUUGUUCCUGAAGAAAUUAAACAAUGUAUGAUAAAUUUAUAUUAUUUUAUUAGAAAAAACUAUAAAUUAAUAGGAUUCACCUAACUAUUAAAAGAUAUACCCUGAAUAAGAUGGUUUAUAAUCAGAAGAAAUCAAUUUGAAUUAACCAAAUUAAGAAUGA
Messenger RNA from Paramecium pentaurelia, 8656 nucleotides. NCBI's taxonomy places the organism in Eukaryota, Ciliophora, Oligohymenophorea, Peniculida, Parameciidae. The record is from the annotation of a GenBank genome assembly.